Messenger RNA from Anguilla rostrata (American eel), 2223 nucleotides. It is a transcript of the gene slc22a13b, whose product is annotated as solute carrier family 22 member 13b. Lineage: Eukaryota; Metazoa; Chordata; Actinopteri; Anguilliformes; Anguillidae. Gene Ontology annotation, cellular component: membrane. Bases 226 to 1911 code for a protein of 561 amino acids. The record is from RefSeq and is a predicted model, not a curated record. The transcript is spliced from 10 exons. Gene Ontology annotation, molecular function: transmembrane transporter activity. Gene Ontology annotation, biological process: transmembrane transport.
UGCAUACCUCAUUGGUGCUAAGUCUGAAGGUUAUAUUUGCAUGUUCAUUCCUGUGAGCAGAUGGCCUGCUGAUUUACUUUUGUUCUGAAGUGUGUGGGAACAUGCACUGGGGCGCAUCCUCAGCUACAUGAUAUGUUGUGGAGGGUUUGACAGGGGGUGGAGAUUUGAAUGAAUGAGAACACUGGCAGUUCAAAAAAAAUUUGCCUUACAGAUAUAUAGCAUUGCAUGGAUAGUCAAGAGAGGCCUUUUAGUUGUGCCAUAUACCUGUGCAGAAUGAGCGACUUUGGACAGAUUCUGUCUACCAUCGGGGAGUUUGGUGCUUUCCAGAAGCGAUUGCUGGCAGCAGUAUGCAUCCCUACCAUCGUUGAAGCCUUCCACGUGUUUGCCCAGGUGUUCACAGGCCUGAAUCUGCCACAUCACUGCAACACAAAAUGGAUCCUGAGCAUCGGACCGAACCUGACUCGUGAGGAACAACGGAACCUGACACUCCCGAAGGACCCGGACGGAGCCUAUGAAAGCUGCUCGAUGUUCAGCCAGGUGGACUGGGAUCUGGAGUCCAUCGAAGCCCACGGGAUCAACAGUACCUCCGAGUGUACAGAUGGAUGGCUGUAUGACACGUCCUCAGGCCUAACCACACUGGUCACUGAGUUUGGCUUGGUGUGUGAAAACAGCGCUCUCAAUGAAAUCUCUCAGUCGAUCUUCAUGGCUGGCUUCCUGUUUGGUGCCCUGGUGUUUGGACCAAUGGCAGACAAGUAUGGCCGCAGAACUGUGCUCCUAUUCUCCCUCCUCUUACAGCUGUUGUUUGGGGUGGGGGCAGCUUUUUCGCCCAACAUCUACGUUUACAUUUGCCUCAGAUUUGUGGUUGGCAUGACAAUAUCUGGGGUUACUAUAAACACCUUUGUUCUAGGUACUGAGUGGUGUGGAACCUCCCAGCGCUCCUUCUGUGCUAUUGUCGCCCACAGCUCCUUCGCUGUGGGCCAGAUGCUCCUGUCAGGAAUAGCGUAUGGAGUACGAGACUGGCGAACACUGCAGUUUGUGCUGUCCGUGCCUGUUCUGGCGUUUGGCGUCUACUACUGGAUUCUCCCGGAAUCGGCACGGUGGCUUCUGACCCAGGGGAAGCAGGAGAAAGCCCGAGCGCUGAUCCAGAAGGCAGCAAAAGUCAAUAAGAGGACCGUGCCUGAGAAACUCCUCAACAAGAUUGAGACCGAGAAGGCAAGAAGAACAGGUAGCAUGCUGGAUCUUUUCCGAAUAGCCUACUUGAGAAAACGUGUUCUUGUUAUGAACUAUAUUUGGUUUGUGAUUUGCCUGGUAUACUAUGGAUUGAGCCUAAACGUGGGGAACUUUGGCCUUGAUAUUUAUCUCACACAGCUUGUUUUUGGCUUUGUUGAACUUUUCGCCCGCCUGGGGUCUAUCCCCUUAAUCGAACGCUUUGGAAGAAGGAAAUGCCAGAGCAUUUUCUUGCUGUUUGGGGGAGUAGCUUGUCUCAGCAUUUCAGCUAUUCCAGAAGACCAACCGGUGGUGGUGACUGUCAUAGCCGUUCUUGGGAAGUUUGCUCUUUCUGCAUCCUUUUCCAUCGUAUAUGUCUAUUCUGCAGAACUGUAUCCAACAGCUGUUAGGCAAAAUGGUGUUGGCUUGAACUCUGCAUCUGCUCGUGUAGCAGGCAUCUUGGCUCCUUUGGUCCGACUCCUUGAGGUCUACCACAAAGCCAUUCCCAAUGUCAUUUAUGGAGUGUUCCCACUGGUUGGUGGAGGAAUAUGUUUUCUGUUGCCUGAGACGCUAAACACAGAAAUUGCAGAUCACACAAUUCCCCUUGAGGAAACUAUCAAGCUCUCUGAAAACAAAAGCAUUGAAACUGGAAACUCCAACAGUGAGGAAGAUUGUUUAAACCAAGAGAAGAACAUUCAGGUGUAAUGUUCUAUAUUCCCUGUAAGUGUAAUUUUAAUGUUAUGAAUUACAUUACCUUUUAGUGUAUAAAUGAAUGCACCAUAUGUGAACUGAAUGUGACAAACAACAAUGUAUAGUCACUAAAGAGAUAUAUACAUACAAUUAGUAAAAUAAUGAAUCAUUUGAUUUAAAAAAAGUAAUUUUGCUUUAAUGCCCAAUUAUAUUUAAAUUAUUAUGAUUCAAUCCUUAUUUUGUGCCAGCCAGCCAAAUGUUCCAUUGAUUGUAUGCAAUCAACAGUGAUUGUCUUGAUAUUUAAUAAUAAGAACCAUCUGCAUAAUA